Messenger RNA from Schistosoma turkestanicum, 1963 nucleotides. NCBI's taxonomy places the organism in Eukaryota, Metazoa, Platyhelminthes, Trematoda, Strigeidida, Schistosomatidae. The record is from the annotation of a GenBank genome assembly.
GGAUAAAGUUGUUUUCAGGGUCACUGGUUGUUGAUCGUACGACAAUUAUGUAACUAAGAUAUGAGUACAUUUGACAAAAUAUAUCGUAGUGUUGUGAGAACGAAGUUUUUCAGUGGAGGAUGGGGUGAUCCUGAAACUUUGAUGAAGUUGAUAGAAAAUAUGAAGACUGUUACUGAUCGAGAUAAGUAUUGCUCAGUCCAUAUCAGGACAGACAUCGUUAUUGAAAAAGUACGACCACUGAUUCUCGAUAACUCUUAGAAAACUGAGAACAAUCACACUAUAUUGAUCGAAGGAUCAUUCAUAUCACCAUUUAAUUCAAUCAUAUCCAAUGCAUUAAAAGGCGAUAACGGAAUCGCGAGGUUUCAAAUGAUCAUUCCUAAGCAGUGGUCUACGAACUAUCGUGCAGUUUGUUUACAUUUUUCUGGCACUGGUGAUCAAAACUAUCAUAGAAGAAGAAUUUUUCUAGCCAACGAUCUAUUAAAAGACGGAAUAGCGUCUAUUAUUUUGAUGAAUCCGUUUUAUUUUAAGCGCAAGCCUGAUGAACAACAAGGUUCUAGUCUAAAUUCUGUUUCUGAUUUGUUCAUCAUGGGCGGAGCUUUAAUUAUGGAAUGCAGCGCAUUGCUAGAAUGGUGUGAACGUAAUGGUUACGGACCCUUUGCACUUCAUGGAAUUUCAAUGGGUGGCUAUAUGUCAGCCCUAUGUGCAAGUGUUUGGCCGAAACCUAUAUCCUUAAUUCCUUGUUUGUCUUGGACUUCAGCAUCAUGCGUGUUUGUAGAGGGUGUUCUAUCGAACGCAGUAGAUUGGUCUGCAUUGACAAAACAGUACUACUCUGAUUCAGUAUACGCUGAUGUAAUUCGACCUCAAAUCCAGCCUCCUGUCCCAGAAUUCUGUAAAACGUCAGGUGAAAACUGUAGUGAUUGUUUAGGUGAUAAUUUACAAAAUUCACUCAAAACACUCGAUUCACCGAACUUUUUACAUUCCGACCAUCCAACUCCUGUAAAUGUAGCUCCUUUGGUUAAAUUAUCAGAACAAUCUGAUUCACAGUCACAUAAUAUCAACAUACAUACUUUCAAAUCAUCAGGCUCCAAUUUUCAGGUUUAUGAAGACUCAUCAUCUCAGUUUGAUAAAAUAUCAAAUUCAACAACUUCCCAGUUAUCGCCAUCUCAUUCUAAUACACACAAAUUUAGUGUUGGUCAAAAGUUUUUUCCUAGCGAUUUAUACAUAGGUCUUCCGAAUUAUUUGUCUUCAUUCAAUUUCGAUGCAAUUUUUCGUUAUACAUGGAAUAGUUCUCGAUGGUAUAAGCAAAUCUCAUUGCCAAGUGUUUCUUUACCAAGUAUUAGUCUUCCGCGUACGGACGCACCAAGAGAUCCAGAAGUUCAACAAUUUCUACGUGAUCUACUAGACUAUUUUACUCAUUUAGGAAACUUUUCUCCAGUAGUAGAUUCUCGACUUGUUCUAUCAGUUGCAGCGGAAUACGAUGCAUAUGUUCCAAGAGGCAGCGUUUGUUCACUAGAAAAAGUAUAUCCUAAUGGUGAAAUUCGUGUUUUGCCUCAUUCUGGUCAUGUUGGCGCUUAUGUAAAAAAUUCCCUAUGGACAAAUGAUUUCAGAACAGCAAUAAGUGAUUGUUUAAAUCUGCAAGUGCAUUUAUAUCAUCAUGAACCGGGACCAUUUGGACGAAUUAACAUAUCUCGUAAGAAUAUUCAACUUAUUAAACUCUUAAAACGUUAACUUCCAUGUAAAUUUACCAUGUUGUAUAGAUAAAAUAUUACGCGUUGACUUAUGCUAUUUAUUAUUUCUUAAUUGGUCGUUUCAUGCUUUUCUUUCUGUUUUCUAUAAACUGAUUUAUCAAUAACUUAUUUGCUGCUUCACUACUCCAUUGCUAUUCAUAGAUGAUACACAGUUUAUAAAUAUUAUUUUACUUUUUUUUGGUUAAUAUGCCCAUUGAAAUAAAUUUUUCUGUUUC